Molecule: messenger RNA, 381 nt
Organism: Helobdella robusta
Lineage: Eukaryota; Metazoa; Annelida; Clitellata; Rhynchobdellida; Glossiphoniidae
Exons: 4
Coding region: 1-381 (126 amino acids)
Cellular component (GO): cytoplasm
Molecular function (GO): zinc ion binding; carbonate dehydratase activity
Source: RefSeq, a predicted model, not a curated record
AUGGACAUUAGUAAAUGUGUUAUAGUAGUCAUUUUCGCUAAGAUCGGUGAUGCAAACACAGAAGUACAGAAGUAUAUCAACCAGUUGCCAAACAUUAAAGCCUACCGAUCACCGGAAGACAUUCACAAUUUCAAUGCGAUCUUGACCUUGAGCAAGUUGUUCCCUUCGAACAAAUCCUUCUUCCAUUAUAAAGGAAGUGGUACAAUUACACCCUGCCUGGAGCCUGUUGACGUUAGAGUUUACAAGCACCCAAUCACCGUUUCCCAAGCUCAGAUUGACAAAUUCAAAGAAUUGAAAUAUGCAAACGGAAAUCUGAUGUUGACAAACCGCAGAGAACUCCAGGACCUGAGAGGCCGAGAGGUGAAAUACGUCGAACUCUAA